AUUUUUUUUUUUUUUUUUUUUUUAGGGUUUCAAUUUUUUUUUAUUUAAUAAUUUUUUUUUUUUUUUUUUUUUUUUUUUUUUUUUUUUAAAAUCAAUGUUUUUUUUUUUUUUUUUUUUUUUUUUUUCUGUAGUAAUGCAUACCCUGCAUAUUCAAUCUGCACGUCGUCCCCAGAUCCAAAUAGUACAUGUUCAUUAAUAGCAAGCCCUACAAAUUGCCAUUCUUCCUUAUCUUCAAUUCAUUUGCUUGUCAAAUUUUCCUCAUUUGGGUCUCUCAAAUUUGGAAUCUUUGGCUUAAAUCUUGAAUCCUUCUUGAAUUUUUUUUGUUCAGGUAUUUAUUUGUGUUGUGUUUUGUCAAUGGGCGCAUUAGAUGAGGGGCAUUAUCAGACAGAAAUAGAGAAUGAAGUGAAUUUUGAGCUUGGUUUUGAAGAUCAGCCAGAAACAGUGGCUAUUGAGGAUGCUGUAAGAGUCCUUUUGCAGGGUUUGGGCGAAGAUGUCAAUAGGGAAGGGAUCAAGAAAACACCUUUUCGUGUUGCUAAGGCUCUUAGACAAGGAACAAUAGGUUACAAACAAAAAGUGAAUGAUAUCAUUCACGGCGCGUUAUUCCCUGAAGCUGGAUUGGAAGGUGGCAGUGGUCAGGCUGGAGGAGUUGGUGGGCUUGUGAUUGUUCGAGAUCUUGAUCUCUUUACAUACUGUGAGUCUUGCUUGCUUCCAUUCCAGGUUAAGUGUCAUGUAGGUUAUGUUCCAUCUGGAAAAAGGGUUAUAGGACUAAGCAAGCUCUCUCGGGUUGCUGAUGUUUUUGCGAAACGGCUCCAAAGUCCACAGCGCCUUGCUGAUGAAGUUCGCACUGCUUUGCAGCAUGGAAUCAAGCCAACAGGUGUUGCUGUGGUUCUACAGUGUAAGCAUAUUACUUUUCCAAAUUUCGAAUCAGCAUUUCUCAACUCGACUUCCCAAGGAUGGGUAAGGAUGAUAGCUACCUCAGGUUCUGGUGUUUUUGAGGAUCAGGAUGCUGAUGCUUGGACCGACUUUUUGAGUCUUCUGAAAUUCCGAGGUAUAAAUGUAGACAAUGCCCAUCCUAGGCCCUCUGACCAAUCAUGGUGCCCAUCGCAAUCUUGUGGCAGGCCUGGACAAGCAAAUUCAGCUAUGACAAAUGCAGUGCUUUCAAUACUUAAGUCUCUGGGCGAAGAUCCAUUGAGAGAAGAGCUUGUAGGAACCCCAUCUCGGUUCUUGAAGUGGUUCAUGAACUUUAGAAACUCCAAUUUGGAGAUGAAACUGAAUAGCUUUGUUCGAAGUAGAAUAGAUACUCGAAGUCUUUCUGGUCAGACUGGUAAUCUUAAAGAUGGCAUCUGCUCCGAGCUCAAUUUGUCGUUCUGGUCCCAGUGUGAGCAUCAUCUACUCCCUUUUCAAGGCGUUGUACACAUUGGUUAUCACUCAUUGGAUGGAGUGAACCCUGUUGGAAGACCUCUAGUGCAAUCAGUAGUACAUUUUUAUGGCUUUAAACUCCAAGUACAGGAGAGGCUCACCAGACAAAUAGCUGAAACUGUUUCAUCGUUUUUAGGUGAAGACAUAAUCGUCGUUGUGGAAGCAAAUCACACCUGUAUGAUAUCUCGAGGAAUCGAGAAGUUUGGAAGCAACACAGCCACAUUUGCUGUGUUGGGUCGAUUUUCCACCGACCCUGCUGCAAGAGCAAAGUUUUUGCAGAGCCUCCCUGAUUCUUAUUCUGCAGGAAAAUGAUGUCUGAUGUCUUCUUCUAAAAGGAAAUACAUGCUACAGCAAGCUAGGUACUCACUCGCCUUUCGGGUAAAACUGGUGGAAUUGAGAAGCAAUCUCGCCCGUUUGCUCAAACAGGUCCUCUUUUUUAUUUCUACAGCAUAAUGAUAAAUGAGGUGAUGAGAUUUUAUCAAUUUUUGUUUUUCCGUCCUUGUAGUAUAAUGUAGCAUGAGCAAGCUUUUAAAGUUGCCCAUGAUUUAUUUUCUACUGCAUCACUAUUGGUUGAAGUGUAAUACUUGGCACAUUGUGCCAUAUAGCAUAUACAUAUGGUGUUUUCCAACCACUUCUGCUAGCUAUAUUAAUGUUAUUCAAGACCUGAUUGAAAUCAUUUCUGUA
This is a messenger RNA of Capsicum annuum, 2103 nucleotides long. Its product is annotated as GTP cyclohydrolase 1. Bases 355 to 1731 code for a protein of 458 amino acids. Gene Ontology annotation, biological process: tetrahydrofolate biosynthetic process; tetrahydrobiopterin biosynthetic process. The record is from RefSeq and is a predicted model, not a curated record. The transcript has 2 exons. Gene Ontology annotation, cellular component: cytoplasm. Lineage: Eukaryota; Viridiplantae; Streptophyta; Magnoliopsida; Solanales; Solanaceae. Gene Ontology annotation, molecular function: zinc ion binding; GTP cyclohydrolase I activity; GTP binding.